GAUCAACAUCCGGUGUUCAAACCAGGAAGUAAAUGUUGAUCGAUUGUUUUUGCCUAAAGUUAAAUCCUCUAGAAACAUUUGUCUCUGUUUGGGACAAACGAGAAAAGGAAUAAAUUAACGUUAUGGUUUGCGAAAAGUGCGAAAAGAAACUUGGACGGGUUAUCACACCAGAUACGUGGAAAGAUGGAGCCAGAAACACAACAGAGAGUGGUGGAAGGAAACUGAAUGAAAACAAAGCACUGACUUCCAAAAAGGCCAGGUUUGAUCCCUACGGAAAGGUUGGCUUUGCCACCUGCAGAAUAUGCAAGAGUUCGGUCCAUCAGUCAGGUUCUCACUACUGCCAGGGUUGUGCUUACAAGAAAGGAAUAUGUGCCAUGUGUGGGAAGAAGGUGCUCGACACCAAAAACUACAGGCAGACUUCUGUGUGACCUGAUCAGACCUGUCUAGCUGGAGGCUCUCUCAGGAUAGGGGGGAGGCCAUGUUGGUGGUGAUGUCAGUUUUAAAUUCAAACUCCUCUACAUAGUUGGAGUUGUUAAACUCACCAGCAUGAGCUCCUGUGCGUCAAAUGUGUGUAUUACUCCUUGGACCUACUGGCUACAAAGUAUCAGUGUCUGAAUAUUCUGAAGAUGUUUCCUCACUAGACGAAGCAAUACUUAGGCUCACACUGUUUUGACAAAUACAGAUGUCCCCUGUCAGUACCAUUAGAAGUGCUUUGUAAAUAUAUACGUAGCUUGAUCACUUCUUUGCUUGUUGACAUUUUAUUUUUUUAUUUUCUGUAUUUCAAACAUUUAUUAUACACAAAGUAUUGACAUUCAGUGCAGUUUACUAUUCGGUGCUGUUGUAAAAGCACACUCAUCAACAUUUGUCUCUCUCACACAGAGAAAUAGACAUUGGUAGCACUCACAUCUGACUUUUCCAUCUCCCAGUAUCAUUGUUCAGAGACCACUACAGAGGCUUGGUGCUGAUUCCAAGUAAAGGUCUAGGUGUUGACAUUUAAAUAUCAGCAACAGCCUGAGGCAAAGUCCCUUGUCGUAUAGUCACUAUGACCAACCUGCAUAUCUCAUCAUGGACCUUAUACAAGUCUCACAGCAUGAACUCCUAUGUGUGUGGAGUCAGUUAUGGCUGUGCUGUUGUCUCUUGUCACCUGAACUGUUAACUUAAUUUCAAUAUUUGCCUGGGCAGAGUAAAAACUUAAUUUUUAUUAUUAUUAUUUUUUUGCUUUGGUAUAUCAGUUUGUUGUGAUUAUCAAAACUUCAUGGUGUUUUAAUCGAAAUAAAUCUGUAUGAAGUAA
Clupea harengus (Atlantic herring) is the source of this 1291-nucleotide messenger RNA. It is a transcript of the gene cript, whose product is annotated as CXXC repeat containing interactor of PDZ3 domain. Gene Ontology annotation, molecular function: microtubule binding; PDZ domain binding. The record is from RefSeq and is a predicted model, not a curated record. Gene Ontology annotation, cellular component: dendrite. Lineage: Eukaryota; Metazoa; Chordata; Actinopteri; Clupeiformes; Clupeidae. Gene Ontology annotation, biological process: cytoplasmic microtubule organization.